AGUCGUUCGCGUACCGUCGCGAGUGCUACAUCCGCACGUAGGGACUAGCGUCGCGUCAUCUUCUAUAUCUGAUAGCUUCCACGGAAAAACUUAUUUACGGUGAUAUGUUUCCAUUUUAUUGCAUUUUAUUUCUGAGCGCGGAGUAUGUGAUUUUUAUGUUGUGAUGAUCUUUUGUUUUUAUUAUUUGUGAUUAGUUUAUUUUUUUGAAGAUUUUGAUUUCGUAAGAAAACCGAAACCGAACCGAAGGCGGAAAAGGUCCUAUCCAGUCGAAGCGACUGGCUUAUGUAACAUUAAUUACUGUAGAGUAAAAACAUCACCAUUCCCAAAUCCAGACCUAACAAACCGAGAUGUACGCGGAAACGAAGAGAUAAGAACUAUAGAAAGGACAAGAGUCCCACAAUGUUUUCUCUAGCUGAAGGCUGUGGAUGCGUCAGCUUUCGAGGGAGUAGGCGCACCCGCUCUCUAGGAGACGAUUCGUCCUCGUGCCGCAGUUCCGAACUAGAACAGGAGGUGCCAAAGAAGUUGGGUCGAAAAGUUCUUAAUGGAGAAUGUACCAUAAAAGCAUUGGCACCUUUCUUGAAGUUUUGGAGGAGAGACGAUGUCAGCAUGACCAAGGCCGAAAGAACUAUGAAGGCAGCCAUAUUGAUCCAGCAGUGGUAUAGGCGGUACCUAGCAAGAAUGGAAGUGAGGAGGCGUUACACUUGGACCAUAUUUCAGAGCAUCGAAUAUGCCGGCGAGCAGGACCAAGUUAAAUUAUACAACUUUUUUAAUGCGCUGCUGAGUCACAUGAAGGACACUAGUGGGCGCCCUUCCUCCGAGCGGACGUCCCGCACAGCCUCAGUGUUAGAACAAGUGUUCUCCGAGGAAUCAGACGAAGGAGGGGGUGUAGACGAGACGGCGCCGUCAAAACCAUCGCACGGUCCUGAUAUAGAAUUCCCACUGCAGAGGAAAGACAUUGACCUUCUCAUCGAGGCUUUCCGAAAGAAAAAGCACCGCCUACAUCCAAAAUAUGUGGCACAGAUUCUGAAAGAAGCCACGCAAGCGUUAAAACGGAUGCCCAACAUCAAUGUUGCCACCACUUCAAUUUCCAGCCAAAUUACGGUCUGCGGCGAUCUGCACGGGAAGCUUGACGAUUUAUUGGUCAUAUUUCACAAGAACGGGCUGCCAUCACCUGAGAACCCUUACAUAUUCAACGGGGACUUCGUGGAUCGCGGCAAAAAGGGCUUAGAAGUAUUCCUUUUACUGCUGGCGUGCAUGUUAGCCUUCCCCGGUGGAGUAUACCUCAAUCGAGGUAACCACGAAGACCUCAUUAUGAAUUCCAGGUACGGCUUCAUUAAAGAAGUUCAUCAGAAAUAUAGGCAUAAUGCAGAGCGUCUAUUGAAGCUUAUAGAGUGCGUCUACCGUUGGCUUCCAUUGGGUACAAUAAUUAACAAUCGUGUUUUUGUCGUCCACGGAGGUAUAUCUGAUACUACUGAUUUAGACAUGAUACGAAGCUUGGAAAGAGAUAAGUACGUGUCGCUGUUACGUCCACCGGUGACCGAAAACGCUACGGGCAGUGAAGUGAUAGACAAGGUGGAAUGGAAACAGGUAUUCGACAUCCUGUGGUCGGACCCGCAGUGCAUUGGUGGGUGCGUGGCGAACGCUUUGAGAGGUGCCGGCACAUACUUUGGCCCAGACGUCACCGCUUCAUUCUUGCAGAAAAAUAAGCUUAGCUUUAUCGUCCGUAGCCACGAGUGCAAGCCCGGUGGGUACGAGAUACUGCACAACGGAAAUGUGAUAACAAUAUUCUCUGCUUCCAACUAUUACGAACUGGGCUCCAACAAGGGAGCUUACUUGAAGUUACGAGGCAACUCCUUAGAGCGUCAGUUCGUGCAAUACACCGCAGCCGUGUCCCGCACGCGUCGUUUGACGUUCCGCCAGAGAGUUGGCUUGGUGGAAUCUUCAGCUAUGCGAGAACUCCACAACCAGAUUGUGAUCGCACGGAGAUCCUUGGAGGCUACCUUCAGGAGCAUGGACUUGGACCAAAGCGGUUACAUAUCUGUGGGAGAUUGGUGCCAGGCAAUGGAAGAGACUACUCGUCUAGGGCUGCCAUGGCGAAUGCUCAAGGAUAAAUUGGUUCAUACCGACCCUGAUACCCGUCGAGUCCGCUACAUGGAUACCUUCGAUCUCAAUUCCAAUAGGAUUGGAAGAAAAGCUGAUACACAAACAGUAGUGGAAACUCUCUAUAAAAACAAAAGAAGCUUAGAAGCUAUUUUCAAAAUUUUGGAUAAAGAUAAUUCUGGCUAUAUAACACUGGAGGAAUUUUCCGAAGCUUGCCAACUGCUGGGCAAGUACAUGCCCAAUCCGAUGACACAGGAGCAACUUGUUGACAUUUGUAGACUUAUGGACAUCAACAAGGAUGGGCUGGUCGAUCUCAACGAAUUCCUAGAGAGUUUCAGAUUAGCGGAGAAAAGCCUCCAAGACGAAGAUUAUGGGGAUAUAGAGGCCACCUGACAGGAACUUGACCGUCGUCCGAGUAGGACGGCGGUCGAUAAAGAUGAGAUCGGUGUCGAAAUGGAAAUUCUGAGAAUAC
Messenger RNA from Diatraea saccharalis (sugarcane borer), 2572 nucleotides. The record is from the annotation of a GenBank genome assembly. Lineage: Eukaryota; Metazoa; Arthropoda; Insecta; Lepidoptera; Crambidae.